AUGGCCCCCACGCGUCUCACCUUCACCAUCUGCGGCAUCAUCAACCACCCGCUCUUCCAACAGUGCUGCGAGGCGGCCGAGUACCUUAAGAAGGAGUACAAGGAUGAGUUUUACGUGGAGAUCUUCCGCGAGGUCCCGCGCGACUUCCACAGCCGCCGGCAGAAGAUGCUGGACGAGGGCAGCAUCGCGGACGGCACCAUGAACGUCAUUGUACUUCGUGACGGGGGGAUGGCGAUGUCCGGGGAAGCCUUCCUGCAGAUGCUGCAAGGGCAAACCCACUUUCGCAUCCUCAACAUCCCUGUGGAGGCGGCAAACUCCUACGAAAAAAUGGCCUGUGCGUCGUGGAAGUGCUUUCUGCGGGAGCGUGGCAACAGGUACUGCUGGAUGCUCGUCUCCGUCGACGACGUCGUACGCGGCCGCAUCACAUUUGAGCUCUACUCGCAGGUGGUGCCAAACACAUGCAACAACUUCUGGCACCUGUGCCGCGGUGACCUUGGUAGCGUGUCUGCCGAUACCGACGGCGAGGGCGAGGCGCAGCCGCUGGAACUUACUUACAAGGGAUCCAAUUUCUUCCGUAUCCUGCAUGAGGCCUGGGUGAUGGGCGGCGACAUCUCUAGGGACCACAACGGCAACGGGGGGUACUCGUGCUACGGUCGAUACUUUCCAAACGAGUCAUACGCCAUUCCACACGAUGCACCGGGAGUUGUUGGAAUGUGCAACGACAACGAGGACACGAAUGCGUCGUCCUUCUACAUUACCAUGAAAGCCAUGUCGUGGAUGAACGGACGCUACGUGGCGUUUGGCCGAGUUAUAGACGGCAUGGAUGUCGUGGAGGCCAUCCACGACGUAGAUGUAAAACACAAUCAGAGCCCCUGUAAGACAAUCACCAUCACUGACUGCGGCGUCAUUGACCUCACCGACGACUGA
Trypanosoma rangeli is the source of this 927-nucleotide messenger RNA. Its product is annotated as 35 kDa cyclophilin. The record is from RefSeq and is a predicted model, not a curated record. Bases 1 to 927 code for a protein of 308 amino acids. The transcript has a single exon. Gene Ontology annotation, biological process: protein peptidyl-prolyl isomerization. NCBI's taxonomy places the organism in Eukaryota, Euglenozoa, Kinetoplastea, Trypanosomatida, Trypanosomatidae. Gene Ontology annotation, molecular function: peptidyl-prolyl cis-trans isomerase activity.